CUUCCCCAAUUCAAACCAGAUUGAGCAGAGAAUCAAAGAGAGCCAUUAUCGACCACAACAAGCUUUUCCGACGCAUACAGUUAAUCAAUACUUACCGAAAAUGUCGCUCAUUCCGAGACUCUUCGGCGGCCGGAGAAACGGCAACGUGUCCGACGAUCCCUUCUCCCUCGACGUUUGGGACUUGUCUUUCCCAUUUUCUGCUUCCGGCGAGACGUCGGCGUUCGUCAACACUCGCGUCGACUGGAAGGAGACGCCGGAGGCUCACGUGUUCAAGGCGGACGUCCCCGGCCUGAAGAAGGAGGAAGUGAAGGUCGAGAUCGAAGACGAUCGGAUUCUUCAGAUCUGCGGGGAGAGGAACGUGGAGAAGGAAGAGAAGAACGAGGCCUGGCAUCGAAUGGAACGCAGUAGCGGGAAGUUCAUGAGGCGGUUCAGGUUGCCGGAGAACGCGAAGAUGGAAGAGAUAAAGGCGUCGAUGGAAAACGGAGUGCUCACGGUCACCAUUCCUAAGGCGGAAGUGAAGAAGCCUGAUGUCAAGUCCAUUGAAAUCUCUGGUUAGACAAUUCAUUUUCCGAAUUCCGAUCCCGUGUUUAUGGAAAUCAAUACUGCAUUAUUACACUGAAAAAUAAAUGUGAAUUCCCCCUUGUGUGUUGUAUAGUUUGUAUGGUGUAAGUUGCUGGAAAAGUGUUUGAAGUGAAUAAAUUGAAUGUUUUUGUUUGUGUUUA
Messenger RNA from Ipomoea nil (Japanese morning glory), 722 nucleotides. Its product is annotated as 17.5 kDa class I heat shock protein-like. The record is from RefSeq and is a predicted model, not a curated record. Gene Ontology annotation, biological process: response to salt stress; response to heat; protein folding. The transcript has a single exon. Lineage: Eukaryota; Viridiplantae; Streptophyta; Magnoliopsida; Solanales; Convolvulaceae. Bases 101 to 556 code for a protein of 151 amino acids.